AUGAGUUCAAAACGAAAGUGUUUGUCAAUUUCGGACAAGAAAACAAUUAUUGAAGAAAUCGAGAGUGGUAAAAAGAAAAAAGAAGUCACAGAUAGUUUUAAAAUUCCGUUUUCGUCACUUUCUACAAUUUUGAAACAGAAAGAAGCAAUUCUUAAUACAACUGACGCACAAAGUAGCCGGAAAAAGAGACGACUAAGUGAGUUUCCCCGUAUAGAACAAUGUUUAUUCACUUGGUUCAAUCAAGUUAGGCAGCAAAAUAUUCCCGUGAGUGGUAUUUUAAUCAAAGAAAAAGCUAAAAGUUAUGCUGAAAUGUUUGGAAUCUCAGAUUUUACUGCUAGUGACGGUUGGUUAUCUAAUUUUAAAAAGCGUCAUAACUUGGUAUUCAAAAAAAAUUGUGGAGAAAGUGCAAGUGUCGAUGAAGGUAUCUGUAACGACUAG
This is a messenger RNA of Rhopalosiphum padi (bird cherry-oat aphid), 438 nucleotides long. Its product is annotated as major centromere autoantigen B-like. The transcript has a single exon. Bases 1 to 438 code for a protein of 145 amino acids. Lineage: Eukaryota; Metazoa; Arthropoda; Insecta; Hemiptera; Aphididae. Gene Ontology annotation, molecular function: DNA binding. Gene Ontology annotation, cellular component: nucleus. The record is from RefSeq and is a predicted model, not a curated record.